This is a messenger RNA of Colletotrichum gloeosporioides, 645 nucleotides long. Its product is annotated as Small COPII coat GTPase SAR1. The record is from RefSeq and is a predicted model, not a curated record. Gene Ontology annotation, molecular function: GTPase activity; GTP binding. NCBI's taxonomy places the organism in Eukaryota, Fungi, Ascomycota, Sordariomycetes, Glomerellales, Glomerellaceae. Bases 1 to 645 code for a protein of 214 amino acids. Gene Ontology annotation, biological process: intracellular protein transport; vesicle organization; endoplasmic reticulum to Golgi vesicle-mediated transport. The transcript has 4 exons. Gene Ontology annotation, cellular component: COPII vesicle coat; endoplasmic reticulum exit site.
AUGUGGAUUAUUGAUUGGUUCUACAACGUCCUCUCGAGCCUUGGUCUGCUCAACAAGCACGCCAAGCUCCUUUUCCUCGGUCUCGACAAUGCCGGCAAGACGACUCUGUUGCACAUGUUGAAGGUACGAUACCCGAAAGCCCAAAUCGGACCGCAAGCUGCCAGAGACCUCCCGUCUGCCAUGGUCCGGAUGCGCCGAUAUGGGAUAUCAAGAGCUUUCGGUGCCGACACGAGGGACACUUCCGAGGAGCUCGCCAUCGGCAACGUGCGCUUCACAACCUUCGAUCUCGGCGGUCACCAGCAGGCCCGCCGCCUCUGGAAGGACUACUUCCCCGAAGUCAACGGCAUCGUCUUCCUCGUCGACGCCAAGGACCACGAGCGAUUCCCCGAGGCCAAGGCCGAGCUUGACGCUCUUCUCUCCAUGGAGGAGCUGGCUAAGGUCCCCUUUGUGAUCCUCGGCAACAAGAUUGACCACCCCGACGCCAUUUCUGAGGAGGAGCUCCGUCACCAGCUCGGCAUGUACCAGACGACUGGCAAGGGCAAGGUGCCUCUGGAGGGUAUCAGGCCCAUCGAGGUUUUCAUGUGCUCGGUUGUCCUUAGACAAGGUUACGGCGACGGUAUCCGGUGGCUGUCUCAGUACGUCUAA